Molecule: messenger RNA, 1299 nt
Organism: Metopolophium dirhodum (rose-grain aphid)
Lineage: Eukaryota; Metazoa; Arthropoda; Insecta; Hemiptera; Aphididae
Exons: 6
Coding region: 1-1299 (432 amino acids)
Biological process (GO): detection of chemical stimulus involved in sensory perception of smell; sensory perception of smell
Cellular component (GO): plasma membrane
Molecular function (GO): olfactory receptor activity; odorant binding
Source: RefSeq, a predicted model, not a curated record
AUGGACAUUCAGAACGAGAAGCAUCAUGUUUUCAACAUCAGGUUGGCGAAUCUCACUGGUUUAUAUCAAAUUUUGGAUCCCGGAGCCUUAAAAUGUCGAGGUCGAAACGUAUACCAAAUUUUCGUUGCGUUCUUUAUGCUGUACUCGUUAGUCAUAUCGGUGGUGUUGUUCGCCAGCUUUUUGCAUUUAUGGACUUAUAAUACGUCUAUGAGUUUAUUGGACUUUUUUAUAGCAACAAACUCAUUUUAUGUGAGCUACAAGAUGUGUAUCGUCAUUUACCAUUCGAACGACAUAUGGGACUGUCUGUCAAUCACGCGGUACGGUUUUACGUCGUUGAUCAACCGGAAGCGGAACGGACAUGACACACUGGAUCGUUGGCGGGCGCGUUCGGUCUGGUACACCAGCUUGUUGGCCGUUUCGUAUUGCUGGUCGAUGGUGUUUUACGUGGGAUGUCCUCUGGCUUUCGGCGCCUCUGUAAUACCGAUCAAAAAUUACGACGGUUCGAUCGGCGAUUACCGUCAGAACGUUUUAAAUUUGUAUUUUUUUGCAUCAGACGAGACGUACAACGAAUACUACAAUACGUUUUUCGUUGUCGAGGCGUUGUUCAUUAUCGGUAUGACAAUAGUAUUCAUUAUAUUCGAUACCCUUUUGGUGACGCUGUGCUUGGCUACAUGCUGUCAGAUGCAAAUGAUUUGCGCUGCGUUCGAAUCGGUCAAUCACAAAUCACUUGGUGAUUCCCUUUCCUCUGUAAUUGAUAACACCGGUGAAAAAUAUAUAAUAUCUAAUGAACAUGAAUUAAUUUAUGAUGAAUUAAUAACAAUUAUAAUUGAUCAUCAAGCAGUUAUUAAGAAAUUUGAAUUAUUUUUAAAUAUAUUUGAACGAGUCAUGUUGACACACAUUUUUAUUUCGUCGAUUUCACUUAUCAUACUUUGGUUUAAUUUAAUAACGAGUUUCUUCAAUGAUGGUACAUUUAGGAUUUCUGGUGAUGCGGCAGUAAAAACGAUUGUGUUAAUUCCUUCAUUCUUGUUUCAAAUAUUUAUGACAUGUUAUUUAUUUGAUUAUAUACACAACCAAAAAGAUUCAAUAAUAUAUGCAUUGUACAGCAGUAAUUGGACGGAAAUGGAUAUGAAGUCCAAAAAAUUGAUAUUAUUAACAAUGCAAUUAAAUAAUGCUAAUCAGAAAAAGUUAAGAUAUACUAGAACAAGAAUUGUAAAUUUGGAAAUGUUUUUUAAAACAAUGGGUCAUUGCUACACAGUUGUAUCGGUUUUAAUAAAUUAUAUAAAUGCAAUGAAUAAUUAA